Phaedon cochleariae (mustard beetle) is the source of this 3608-nucleotide messenger RNA. NCBI's taxonomy places the organism in Eukaryota, Metazoa, Arthropoda, Insecta, Coleoptera, Chrysomelidae. The record is from the annotation of a GenBank genome assembly.
GAUCGAUUUUCAGGCAAUCAGAAGAGAGGACUGUUUCCUGUCAACUCCAACCUCCAUCAGCUGAUUUCGAGGACGUGCGUUUAUUUAUGUUUUCAUAUUGUGGCUCAAAAUGGCAGAUGUGAAGUCUCUUGAACACCCUACCUUAAAAGUUCCCUAUGAAAUUUUGAACAAGAAAUUCAGAACUGCUCAGAAGACAUUAGACAGGGAAGUUUCACAUGUUCAACAGACAGCAUCACUCAUAGAAGUCUCUUUGAAUACACCAGACGUUAGGGCAAAAGACAUAUCUUCUUUACUAGGAGGCAUGGUUGAAAAACUGCAAGUUCUCAAAAGGAAAGCUGAAGAGAGCAUUUCUGAGGAACUAGCAGCUUCCACAGUUUGUAAACGGCGUCUGGAACACCUCAAAGAACACAAUACUCUGACUCCCAGUGGAACAGUCUCUCAGGGGGCACUGAACCAAUGGCGGCGCAAAAGGUUGGACAGAAUGGUGGUUGAAUACUUUCUCAGAAAUGGGUACUACAAUGCUGCUAUUACACUAGCUGGCAGGUCUGAUAUCAAAGAUUUAACUAAUAUUGAUAUAUUCCUGACAUCCCGGGAAGUGGAAAAGUCCCUAGCAAACAGAGAGACCUCGAAGUGUCUCAUCUGGUGCCAUGACAACAAGUCGAAGUUGCGCAAGCUCAAGUCCAAUAUGGAGUUCAACCUGCGGAUACAGGAGUUCGUGGAGCUGAUCAGGUCCGAUCGCAGGAUCGAGGCCAUCAAGCAUGCCAGGAAGCAUUUCCCGAGCUUCGAGGAUGAGCACCUGGGGACCAUUCAGCAGGUCAUGGCUCUCUUGGCGUUCUCAGUCAAUACAGUAAUUGUUCCAUAUAAGAAUUUAUUCGAUGAGAAGAGAUGGGACACCCUGAUUGAACAGUUCAGACAAGAAAAUUACAGACUUUUCCAACUGGCUUCUCAGUCUGUGUUUACUGUUGCUUUGCAGGCAGGCCUAUCAGCACUGAAAACGCCUCAGUGUUAUUCGGAGAACUGCGAGAACAGGAACCCAUCUUGCCCGGUGUGCCAGCCCUAUCUGAACGAACUAGCCGAGGCGUUGCCUUUCGCUCAUUGCUCGCAGUCUCGGCUCUAUUGCAACAUCAGCGGGCUGCCGAUGAACGAGAACAACCAGCCGAUGAUGUUGCCCAACGGUCACAUAUAUGGAGAGCAGGAACCCGACAUGUCGUCUGCGCAGGUCCUCGACCCGCUGCCCCCGAAACCCGCCUCUGGGGGCGGCAACCCGAACAAGCCGCCCCCGAAGCCGCUCCACACCAACAACAAUAACAACAACUCGAAGCGCAAGAACAAGCACGGCGGCGGCGGCCGGAAGCGGUCGAAGAGCUUCUCGGCCGGCGGCGCGGGGCUCAUGAUCUGCCAGAAGCCGGUCCUGCCAUCGAAGUUCCUGUUGGGCGGCAACAUCAAGGACCCGCUCAAUUUGAACAGCUUGCAGGACGAGGAGAUCAACAGGGCCAUGAAUGCAGUGACCCCCAAGUCAUCACCUGUCCCCACUCCGCCCAGAAAAAAGUUCCAAAUUGAGGUUAUAAUUCCGAGGAACAUUCACGACCCCCUCAAUCUUACUGAUUGCGCUGACGAUGCUGAAUACGAGCAACAGCUUUCUUCAUCUAUCAAGAAGUCCAAGAAAAAACGCCUAAAAAAACGCCGGACCAUCUCCGGCACCAUGGACACGACCGCCGACUCGGUUGACCUCAUCACCGAAGCGAAAACCCCCGAAACGGCGACCGACUCGGCGAAAAUACCCGACGCCCCUCCCCCCGACCUCGCCACGCCCCCAGACGCCCGCGCAGAGGCGGUGCUCGAGCCGGCCACGCCCACCGCUAAGGAGGGGCAGAAGGCGACAGGCAAGCGCAAAGCCCCGCCCAAACCGCGUGCGGUGCAGGAGCUGGCGCUCGAGCUGGCCACACCAUCCAAGGCUCCGCCCACCGCUAAGAAGGAGGGGCAGAAGGUGGGGGGGAAGCGCAAGUCGGACGAAUACGGUCACAGCGCGAAGAAGUUCAAGAAUAGUGGUAUGGAUAAGAUCGUGAGUCCGGUGGUGCCGCAGCCGGGGGCGUGGCCGAAGCGGAGCGCCUUGUUGGGCAUGAACAAGAGGGCGAAACCGAGGCAGAACAAACCCGAGGGGGUGGGGAAGGAGCCACAGUUCAAGGAGAAGGACAAGCGGUUCCAGUACGGGAAUUAUAAUAGGUAUUACGGGUACCGCAACCCCAACAACGAAAUCGACCACCGGUUGCGCGUCUUCUCCCACCACCCCUAUCUGUUCGACAACAAAGACGUGCUCGACAUCGGCUGCAACAUCGGCCACAUAACUCACUCGGUAGCGAGAGAUUUUCGCGCCAAAACGGUGCUCGGCAUCGACAUCGAUCCGAAACUGAUUGCGAUCGCGCGAAAGAAUAUCAGGCACUACGUGAAGACGUCGGAAGGGUCUCCUAUUAUGGGGGAGGAGGGUUUGCAAACGGGGUCGAAAAAAAGUAGUGAGUUUUUCCCUAUAAGUAUGCCUAUAUUAUAUGGGGCCAUUGACGUUCCAGGAUACCACGAUAGGGUGAGCGAGAGGGGCAGUGGGUUCCCUAAUAAUGUCACUUUCAAACACUGCAACUACAUUCUCGAAGACGACAACCUGAUCGCCCUCGAGCAGCCCCAAUUCGACGUCAUCCUCUGUCUGAGCAUCACGAAGUGGAUCCACCUGAACUGGGGCGACGCCGGCAUGAGGCAGGCCUUCCGCCGGAUGUACGCCCAGCUGCGCCCCGGCGGCAAGCUGGUGCUCGAGCCGCAGAACUGGGCUGGUUACAAGAGCAAGAAGAAGUUGACGGACACAAUCUACAAGAACUACUCGUCGAUCGAGUUCUUCCCCGACAAGUUCCGCGAGUACCUGCUGUCGCCGGCCGUGGGCUUCGCGAAGGGCGAGAUCCUCGGCUAUCCCGCGCACCAGGCGAAGGGCUUCCGCCGGCCCGUGCAGGUGUUCACCAAGAGCACCAUGUUCCCGAGCGAGCGAGUCGAAGCGACGCCGAGCGAGGCGACGCCCAGCGUCGUCUCGUCGCUGGAUUCGUCGGCGUGCAAGACGGAGAAGUACGAAUCUCAGAACAGCGUCAGUCACGUGUACACGAACAUUAUCGACGACAGUUUUUGUGCCGUGUCGGACGAUAACGCUGACGUCAUCGAUAAGAUCGAUGACGUGUCGAAGCCCCGGAGGAGGCCUACGAUCAGUGAGAGGACUACGGCUAGUGAGGAGGGGGAGGGAGAGGAGUUUAGGAGUGGGGAAGGUCACGUGGAGGGGGACAGUGAGAUGAGUGAAGUUGUUGAACGGGAUAGUGCUCCCGAAGCGGGAGACAAUACUUAGGUUUAAGUAGAAUUGCUGGAGGAUUUUUUUUUCUUGUAAAUAAUUGUCGAUAUGCUAUUUUUUAUUGAAUCGAUUAGUUCAUAGAUUUGUAAAUAUGUAAAUGCUUGAAAGUAGUGGAGUCUUUUGAACGAUUUCUGGUCUUUUAAUACAGUCAAAACAUUUUAUUGAGUAGAUUUUUUUUUGCUUGUUGCACUUGGAUGAUGUAAACUUUUGUGAAUAAAAUAGGUUUCAUAGG